AUGUUUUUCCCAAUGUUUUUUUUAUUAAUUUUUAUUUUUCCUUAUCUCUUGUUUACACAAUCUAUUAGAAGUAUUUAUCGAAUUCCUUUAAUAGUCUUGUUUGGUUGUUGCUUGUUUGUUGCAUUUCCCCUUCAAUUGCAAAUCUUCUUUUUAAUUCCUUUUCUCAUUUUUUCAGACUUUUCAUAUUUUCAACCUUCUAAAUUUUUUAUUAAAAAAAUGGCUGACAAAUUCGUCGGAAAGUGGAAACUUACUGACUCCGACAAUUUUAAUGACUACCUCAAAGAGGUUGGCGUUGGAAUGGUCGUUCGUGCCACUGCUGCCGCUGUGAAACCCGUUCUCGAGUUUGUAGUUGAUGGUGACAACUGGAAGAUGACUUCCACCUCAACUUUCGCUAAUUGGGUUUGCGACUUCAAAAUUGGAGAACCGAAGGAGCAGAAGACCGCUGAUGGGCGCACAUUGAUGAGCACCUUUACUUUUACUGAUGGGAAGCUCGUUGAAGAGCAGAAGAAGAUCAGUGAAAAGGACAAGGACAGCCACAUUGAGCGCUACGUUGAUGGAGAUGGCAAAAUGGUCAUUACAUGCGAGAGCGGCGGGGUCAAGGCGGUUCGCAAGUACGAGAAGAUGUGA
Messenger RNA from Meloidogyne enterolobii, 627 nucleotides. Lineage: Eukaryota; Metazoa; Nematoda; Chromadorea; Rhabditida; Meloidogynidae. The record is from the annotation of a GenBank genome assembly.